AUGGACCGCCUGUUUCUUGUGGUUCCGGUUCUGCUAGUUUGCAUGUGGCACGCUGGGGCUCAGGUUCUGCGAAUUGGUGGCAUCCUGGAGACACGCGAGCGUGAGCUGCUGAGUUUGGACGAGUUGGCGUUCAAAUUCGCUGUGAACAACAUCAACAGAAACAAGACGCUCAUGCCCAAUGUCACGCUCACCUACGACAUCCAGCGCAUCAACCCCAAAGAUGGAUUUGAGGCUUCGCGCAGAGUGUGUGACCAGCUGUCCCUAGGUGUGGUCGCCGUGUUCGGUCCAUCUCACAGCUCUUCCGUCAGCGCCGUUCAGUCCAUCUGCAACGCUCUGGAGGUUCCGCAUAUCCAGACGCGCUGGAAGCAUCCGUCGGUGGACAACCGGGACACCUUCUUCAUAAACCUUUAUCCCGAAUAUACCGCCAUUGCCAGGGCCGUGCUGGACGUUGUCACCUUCUUCAAGUGGAAGAAGCUCACCGUCGUCUACGAGGACAGCACUGGUUUGAUGCGAAUGCAGGAAUUGAUCAAGGCUCCCGCCAAGCUAAACCUGAAGAUGAAAAUCCGCCAGCUUACGCCCGGCAACCAGGACGCCAGGCCGUUGCUCAAAGAACUCAAGCGGGACAAAGAGUUCUUCAUCCUCUUUGACUGCUCCUAUAGCAUGGCCUCGGAACUACUCAAACAGCUUUCAUCCAUGGGAAUGAUGACAGAGUACUACCACUUCUUCUUCACCACUUUGGACUUGUUUGCAUUGGACCUGGAACCAUACCGUUACAGCGGGGUCAACAUGACGGGUUUCAGGCUGCUCAACAUCGAUGAUCCUCAGGUGGCCUCCACUCUGGACAAGUGGGCAACGGAGAGGGUACAGGGCCCCAAGCAGGACGGCGGCCUCAUGGAUGGCGUCAUGACUACCGAUGCGGCUCUGAUGUACGACGCCGUCUUCCUGGUGUCCGUGGCAUCGCAGCGUGCCACUCAGAUGACUGUUGGCUCUUUGCAAUGUCACAGACACAAGCCCUGGCGAUUUGGACCUCGAUACAUGAAUCUUUUUAAAGAGGCACAGUGGGACGGACUGACAGGCCACAUCGUCCUCAACAAGAGCGACGGCCUGCGACGGGAGUUCGACUUGGACAUUAUCAGCCUGAAAGAGGACGGUAGCUCCAGGGGUGUCUUGGAGGGUGGAAGUCGCCUCACCAAAAGAUGGAUUAAGAUCGCCACGUGGAGCUCGAUGAAAGGAAUGCACCUGGUUGAGAAGUCCUCAUCGAAUAACAACAACGUGACCGACUCGCUGGCCAACAGGACACUGAUUGUCACGACCAUCCUGGAGAACCCAUAUGUGAUGCACAAGAAGUCUGACAAGGACCUGAGUGGAAAUGACCGUUUUGAGGGUUACUGCCUGGACCUCCUGAAGGAGCUCUCCAACAUCCUGGGCUUUACCUACGAGGUCCGCCUCGUGGCCGACGGGAAGUACGGUGCCCAGAAUGACAAGGGCGAGUGGAACGGCAUGGUACGAGAGCUCAUAGACCAUGUGGCCGAUCUGGCAGUGGCGCCGUUGACCAUCACGUACGUGCGUGAGAAGGUGAUUGACUUCUCCAAACCAUUCAUGACGCUAGGCAUCAGUAUUUUGUACCGCAAGCCUAAUGGCACCAACCCGGGAGUCUUCUCCUUCCUCAACCCGCUGUCGCCUGAUAUCUGGAUGUACGUCCUGCUAGCCUGCACCGGCGUAAGCUGCGUGCUCUUUGUCAUCGCCAGGUUUACCCCCUACGAGUGGUACAAUCCGCAUCCGUGCAACCCAUCCUCCACGUUGAUUCAGAACAAUUUUACUUUGCUCAACAGCUUCUGGUUUGGUGUGGGUGCACUUAUGCGACAAGGCUCAGAACUGAUGCCCAAGGCUUUGUCCACCCGCAUCGUCGGGGGCAUUUGGUGGUUCUUCACCUUAAUCAUCAUCUCGUCUUACACGGCCAACCUGGCCGCGUUCCUCACGGUGGAGCGCAUGGAUGCGCCCAUCGACUCGGCCGACGACCUGGCCAAGCAGACCCGUAUCGAGUAUGGGGCGGUGAGAGAUGGCUCCACCAUGACAUUCUUCAAGAAAUCCAAGAUCUCGACCUAUGAGAAGAUGUGGACCUUCAUGAGCAGCAGGAAGAACACAGCAUUGGUCAAGAACAACCGGGAAGGGAUCACGCGCGUCCUCACCACCGACUACGCCAUGCUGAUGGAGUCCACCAGUAUUGAGUACAUCAGCCAGAGGAACUGUAACCUCACGCAGAUAGGAGGACUCAUAGACUCCAAGGGAUACGGAGUAGGAACGCCCAUAGGUUCUCCAUAUAGGGACAAAGUGACCAUCGCCAUCCUUCAGCUACAGGAGGAGGGCAAGCUUCACAUGAUGAAGGAGAAAUGGUGGCGAGGGAACGGCUGCCCGGAGGAGGACAACAAGGAGGCCAACGCGUUGGGUGUGGAGAACAUCGGCGGCAUUUUCAUCGUGCUCGCCGCCGGCUUGGUCCUUUCAGUCUUCGUGGCCAUCGGCGAGUUCAUCUACAAAGCUCGCCGCAACGCUGACAUCGAGGAGGCCUUCUGUUUCUUUUACGGGGUGCAGUCUCGCCAGUUUCAGCGGCGUGGUUCCACUUCCUCCUCUGGAACAUCCUUGUCCACUGAUCUGGAGAGCGGCAGGCUACUUGGUGAUGAAGAAUAA
This is a messenger RNA of Nerophis lumbriciformis (worm pipefish), 2685 nucleotides long. NCBI's taxonomy places the organism in Eukaryota, Metazoa, Chordata, Actinopteri, Syngnathiformes, Syngnathidae. The record is from RefSeq and is a predicted model, not a curated record.